Molecule: messenger RNA, 3693 nt
Organism: Hydatigera taeniaeformis
Lineage: Eukaryota; Metazoa; Platyhelminthes; Cestoda; Cyclophyllidea; Taeniidae
Source: the annotation of a GenBank genome assembly
AUGUCGGCAGCCGACGACCGGUCGUCCGCCCCAGAUGAUCUUUCAAGCUUGGAGAUAAAGUCUAAAGUCUCGAAGCAGGAUGCCGCUGAUGAGUUGGACGAGUUGUAUCUUUUUCCUCACCUACAGCAGACAGACCGUCCUGAUCCUGCUGUAGAUAUUCUGGCAGGAGAGAGGUCCGUUUCCCCAAAUGUUGGCGACUCUCGUCAGCCUUUGAAUACUGAGGGAGUUUUCACUGAACCAAAUACGGCGGAGAAACGUAUAUCUCCUAUAUGCUGGGAUCGAAACAGUGAGAAGGACUCAGUUCGUGUUGACGCUCCUGAGAAUGAGUUUUCAAAGGAGGCUGAGGAAGAGCAGUCGCAAAAGAAUUCAGUUCAUUCCGAAUCAGUGAGUGAGAAUAAUGGUGGAGUCUCGGCGGAAAUCAUGGAUCCUGACAUACUGACGGAUUAUGACCAACUUUUCAUAAAUACGAAGUAUUUUCUUAUCAAGAGUAAUAACUACGAAAAUGUUGAAAUCGCUAAGAAAAAGAAUGCCUGGUCAACACCUAUUGGCAAUGAGAGUCGACUUAACAGAGCAUAUUACGAUUCAAACAACGUCAUAUUGAUUUUCUCGGUUCGUGAGAGUGGGAAAUUCCAAGGAUUCGCUCGUCUUGCAUCACCAUCUGAUCCCCGUUUGCACAUCGAUUGGGUUCUUCCUUCAUCCAGAAUGUCUGUGAAUGUGUUAAGCAGUCCUUUUAGACUUGAUUGGGUCACAAAACAGGAACUUCCGUUUACUAGUGUUUCUCACCUAACGAAUUCUUGGAAUGACGGUAAACAGGUUAAAAUAGGUCGUGAUGGUCAGGAGAUAGAACCUGUUUGUGGUCAGGCGCUGUGUCGGCAUUUCCCGCUGGAUUCUAUGGAGUCCAUUCCUGCAAUUGUUCGCAAAAUUGAACCGAAGAAACCUAAGUUAAACGAUUUAUCUCGGCGUCGCAAUGUCACGGACCGUCUUGGCGCUUCUCAAUCGCAUAUCCCUUCGUCUUCAAGGCGAUCCAAAGACUUGGGCUUUAACAACCCUAACUCUAUCGGUCUUCUUGGUGCCGCUACCACUUCUUCGCGUCCUACAAUCCCUCCUUUAAUGUCCUCUUUGAACCUUGCCACUGCGGCAAUGUCAACCGUUGCUGCUAUGGCUGCAAUGAAAUCAAACCAAUCUCGAGGCUCUCUGCUUCCUACCACGGAUAUCUCGAGAUUUAUCACACCCAACGCAAAUAUUCUUUCCCACCUCUUACCUCAGGCUGUUGGCACAGAAUCAGUGACGCUUUCCGCUCUCUACUCUUCUCACGCACCAGCCAUUAACAGGAUUUUUCAGCAGGAUGGUGUUUCGCCAAAACGGCAACGUAGUCGCGAACGGCACCGUUCGCCCAGCAGCCAUUACAGCUCUGCUGGGCACCGUAGUGAUUCAGACUACCGUCGUAGUCGCUACGACCGUCGUGAUUAUCGUCAAUCUGACGAGUCCUCUUGUCGUUAUCGUUCGAGAAGACGCUCAUUUGUAGGACGUCGGAUGUCAAGACGGAGUCGUGACCGUUCUAUUUCGCCAUCCAGAGCUAGUGCUUUCAUCCACUGGAACUACGAAGACUAUCUCCAGGAGGUUCGACGUGGACUCAAUCCGAAUCUCAACUCUCUUAUUAACGGCAACAUCCAACACCGGCAGCAAACUGCAUCCGAUGCAGAUAGACAGUUUAAUGAAAGUGUUGACGCAUUUUUGCGCAAUACGAUUACAAAAUCAAGUUCUCAGCGCUCUAAUGAUGGUUAUGGAGACUAUGAAGAGGAAUCACGCAGUCGUUCAUCCUCCAUCGAGCGUCACCACCGUCGCCGUUGUGAUCGACGCAGUCGGCAGCGAUCUUACGAGGACAGCAGGCGGUAUGGGGGAGAUGAAGACGGUAGAGAUGGUCGCAGCUACUACUCGCGAAGACGCGGUCGUUCCCGCUCUCGGUUCUACUAUGAUGAUGGCGAGGGCGAUGACUAUAGGGAAAGGAUAGAUAGAAUGUCGAACAGCGGUUGUGUCUAUCGAUUUUCUGCCUAUCCGGGGGGUGGCGUCCGUAGCGAAAUUUGGUUGGACGGUGCCACUUUUGCACUGAUGGAGUUUGUUAAGUCUUCUCCUUUUAGGAGACUUAUUCCGCGUGUUCAGUUUUACAGUGAGCCUCCUACACAUACGAUAGAAUUGGAACAGUUAGAACAACUCGCUACUGAGCGUCUCAAAGUGUUGAGGUGCAUUGAGGCUGUUGGUCAGGACUUGAUACGAGGUAGUAAGGAUUACGAUCAGAGACUGGCUACUGAACUACCCAAGCUGGGAUUACUGGGGAAGUCUUUCACUUUAACUUCAAGUCAGCUCAAAAAUAUCGCUGAGGAUAUUCAUAGAGACGUUACCUCUCAUUUUAUACUCCAGAUUGCUUACUGCCGCAGCGACUCAAUGCGCCGAUGGUUUAUUCAACAGGAAUCGGACCUUCUUCGUUAUCGAUUUAAUCUAGAAAGAACCUCUUCCGGACAUGAUUCUGAAGCUGUUCGUGAAUUCCUCCAUGUAAACAAUCUUCAUUUUUCUACCAUCAGUCCAGACGAGUCAUUGCGUCUUCGGGAUCAACUUCGUGCUGGCACUGUCAUCUAUGGUGUUAAUGCAGAUUGUGCAACUUUUUACAGAGUGCACUUCACGGAGGUUCUAGAUCUUGUUCGUAGACGUCAGGUCUUUCUCAAAGUCGGCUAUGCCUACGUCCCGGACGUUGAAUUAGUUACGCUUGUGGUGACCCGCUUCCGCGCCUCUCUCUCCCGCAGUCUCUCUCGCCUGGAUCUUGCUCUUGUGUCCCGCUUGGCAGACGAAGGUACACGUUUGUUGCCUCUACUCACGAGCAUUUCUAAACGCUACCUUGGUGAAGACGACUUCGGAACAAAGUCCGCCUUCGGCGCCGUCUCUUGUAGCCAGGUGAACGAGUUGGCUCGAGUUCCCGGUCUUUUUCCACCCUGUAUGUCGCGUUUGCAUGAGGCUUUAGUUGCCAACCAUCAUCUCCGUCACUGGGGUCGUAUGCAGUAUGGACUAUUUCUGAAGGGAAUAGGUUUAUCAGUGGACGAAGCGCUGAAAUUUUGGCGAAACUCAUUUGCACCGAGGGUUGAUUCGGACCAAUUUGCAAAACAGUACUCUUACAGUAUACGCCAUAACUAUGGUAAAGAGGGAAAGCGGGCGGACUAUACUCCCUACUCCUGUAUGAAGAUCAUUUCAUUCAGUCAGCCAGGCACUGGAGAAUUUCACGGUUGUCCAUUUCGCCAUUUAGAUUUGGAUUUAUUGAGCCAACGUCUAGCUUUUGGUGGUAGAGUAUCCUCCGAUCAAGUUGAGGCGGUCGUUAAACGAGCCAAGGAUAAUCAGUAUCAACAGGCCUGCAGGGAGUUCUUUAAAAUUUUACAUCCAGAUCUAUCACCAGAAGAUGCAGCUUCAGUGGUGAUUAUCCACCCAAACCAGUACUACGAGAUGGCUCGAAAGGCCGAUAGGGGAAUCCCGUUGUCAUCAAGCGGAGAGUCAGGAACCGCGUCUCAACGCGCCAGCGGUACAAAGUGGUGUGCCAUGAAGGUUCCAUUGAAUGACUCCCGCCUAGCAAGUCAGGGUCGGUCUGUUUUGGGCAAUUCCAACAACGAUGAUGAAUCUUCGGAUAUUGAUUCCGCUAGAAUACUCAAAUAG